This is a messenger RNA of Arabis nemorensis, 1305 nucleotides long. NCBI's taxonomy places the organism in Eukaryota, Viridiplantae, Streptophyta, Magnoliopsida, Brassicales, Brassicaceae. The record is from the annotation of a GenBank genome assembly.
AUGGCUUCAAUCGCCUCUUUGUCUUUCUCACCACCGGCUAUACCCAGACAGACCCUGCUUUAUCGCCUGUCUGUCUUUCCCGCUAAAUCGCGUUGCUUCGAAAGUCAAUUGCGAUAUUCUCGUCGUCGUCCAUCCUUUUCUUCUAUUAAUUCUUCUCCGCUUAGUUACUCUCUAAAUUUCAGAGUGCGGCGGAGAAGCGGCGGCGGUUCAUAUGGUGCGUUGGCUUGCUCAACGACGCCGUUUAUGGGGAGAGUUGGAUUGCAGUGGAGAGAUGGGAACAUGUCUCUGUUAUCUUUCUGUGGGGGAACCGAAGCUUCGGAGAGAGCUGAUUCGUCUCAGGUUCUAUCCGCUUUGCUUCCAUUCGUCGUCGCUCUCACCGCCGUAGCUGCUCUCUCCUACCCACCUACUUUCACCUGGGUAUCUAAGGAACUGUAUGCUCCUGCUCUUGGAGGGAUAAUGCUAUCCAUUGGAAUCCAGCUUUCAGUUCAAGAUUUCGCUCUUGCAUUCAAAAGACCAGUGCCGUUGUCUGUUGGGUUUAUUGCUCAGUAUGCUCUGAAACCGCUUCUUGGGGUCUUAGUUGCUAAUGCCUUUGGGAUGCCGAGGAGCUUCUAUGCUGGGUUUGUACUCACUUGUUGUGUGGCAGGGGCUCAAUUAUCUAGCUACGCGAGUUCUCUGAGCAAAGCAGAUGUUGCUAUGAGCAUUCUUCUCACUAGUUGUACUACUAUUGCAUCUGUACUCUUUACUCCAAUGCUAAGUGGUCUUCUAAUUGGAUCGGUUGUUCCUGUUGAUGCAAUUGCCAUGUCCAAGUCCAUACUACAGGUAGUGCUUGUUCCAGUCACUCUUGGCCUUGUGUUAAAUACUUAUGCAAAGCCUCUGGUCUCUCUUCUUCGACCUGUGAUGCCGUUUGUUGCUAUGGUAUGCACUUCAUUGUGCAUUGGAAGCCCACUUUCGAUCAAUCAAAGUCAGAUUCUUUCAGCAGAAGGUCUUCGAUUGAUUCUUCCAGUUAUUACAUUCCACGCAUUAGCAUUUGCUGUGGGAUAUUGGUUCUCCAAGAUCCCGGGCUUAAGGCAAGAGGAAGAAGUUAGCCGGACGAUCUCCCUUUGCACAGGAAUGCAAAGCUCCACAUUAGCCGGGCUUCUUGCAAGCCAGUUCCUUGGUAGCAGCCAAGCCGUGCCAGCAGCUUGCUCUGUGGUUGUAAUGGCCAUAAUGGGUCUAUGCCUUGCCUCCUUCUGGGGCAACGGGUUUCGAAUCAGGGAUUGUCUGUCUCUAACACCGCAAAGCAGUGGCCAUGCCGCUGAAUCAUGA